Pangasianodon hypophthalmus (striped catfish) is the source of this 811-nucleotide messenger RNA. It is a transcript of the gene sst1.1, whose product is annotated as somatostatin 1, tandem duplicate 1. Bases 147 to 491 code for a protein of 114 amino acids. Gene Ontology annotation, cellular component: extracellular region. The transcript has 2 exons. Gene Ontology annotation, biological process: regulation of cell migration. The record is from RefSeq and is a predicted model, not a curated record. Gene Ontology annotation, molecular function: hormone activity. NCBI's taxonomy places the organism in Eukaryota, Metazoa, Chordata, Actinopteri, Siluriformes, Pangasiidae.
UCAGGGGUGGGGGAAGACCUGCGGCAACUCACAGCAGAAGUAGCCUCAGCAACGACAGCACUGAGAACUGACGCUCCUGGGCUUUUCUUUUGCUUUUGUUUUUCCUCCAUCACCACAUUUUUUCCAGCAAAUCCAGAUUUGUGAAGAUGGCCUCCACGCGGAUCCAGUGCGCUCUGGCUCUCCUGGCCGUCGCGCUCGCCGUCUGCAGCGUCUCCGGCGCGCCGUCUGACGCCAAACUGCGCCAGUUUCUUCAGAGGUCGAUUCUCGCACCGUCCGGAAAACAGGAGCUCACCAGGUACACGCUCGCAGAGCUGCUCGCAGAGCUCGCGCAAGCCGAAAACGAGGUGCUGGACUCGGACGAGGUGUCUCGCGGCGCGGAGAGCGAGGGCGCGCGCCUGGAGAUGGAGCGAGCCGCCGGUCCCAUGCUGGCUCCUCGCGAGCGCAAAGCGGGCUGCAAGAAUUUCUUCUGGAAAACAUUCACGUCGUGUUAAUCGUCUAGUCGAGAUAAAAUCCUCAAAGUCUACAUAUAUUUUCUUUCUUUUCCCCCCACAUACACACACACACACACACACAUACACACAUACAUAUAUAUUUGUUUUUUUCAUUGGUUUUCAUGCUCACACCAUCAUGUCGAUAAAAUGUAAAUAAGAAGAAAAUAAAAAAAAAACAGAUGUUCCAUUUAUUGUGUUUAAAGUCAAUUUAAAGUUUUAUGAAGGAAUGUUUUCUGGAUGUAUGGAAAUUCUGUUCGAGAUCUGUGCUUUAGAUGGAAGAAACAUAUUUUUAAUUGUUUGAAUAAAAUCUAUGUUUCACA